GCGGAUGGUGAAAUAUCGAUUGGUUGUGGAUCAGCAUGUCGUCUGAUGUGCUGUCUGCGAGAUAAAUCAACGGAGAUAGCACAGAUUUGGCAAUUGAGUGGAAAAAUAAAUGAAAUGAUGGAUAAAUUGGAUCGAAUUGAACGGCAACCACCUCGAACAGCAGAAAUAGAAGAUGAUCGUGAUAUAACUGAUCAAUCAGCAUCUGCUAUGCGUAAUCGUAAAUGGAAUUCUAAAAUUAGUGAAGUAUGGUUGAAUGAUAAAUGUAUUCGAGGAGCGGAGAAAGAUUCGUUGGAUCCGGAUGAGGAAAUUUUCUGGAAUGAUGUUAUCAGCAAAUAUUUAACACCAAUUAUUCAUGAUCAAUUAGAACAGAAACAUAUCAGAACCGGUCUUAUGCUAUUACGAAAUAAGGUUUGUUCCGGAUUUUUUAUGGUAAAUACCGUAUUUAUCAUUAUUGUGCUUUUGCUACAGCUACAAAAAGAUUGCAUUCAUAUUGAAUGGCCAUUAGGUCCACGCUAUAAUCAUACAAUCAUUCCGUGCAGCACGGAUAUUCGAGAGCCAAUUUGGGUGGUCACACGGCUUCAACUGGAACCAAUCGGACUUGUCUUCCUACUUUUCUUCAUGUCCAUUCUGAUUGUUCAGAGGAGUGAUUUGUUUUUACAGUUCAUAGGAAUGUUAUUACAUCGUUUUGGUACUAUGGCACAUAUAAUAGCGUCAACACAAUUAUUUUGUUGGCGUAAACGUGUGGAUCAUCUGACGGAAGAUGAAUUGGUUGUACAAAAUGCGGUCGAAAUAGCGCGUGAACUCCAAGCUAUUCGUGGAGUUGACGAACCCGAUGAAAAUGUUCCAUCGGAGGAGCAAGCGAUCUCACGUCGAAAUAUUGUUCGCAAUUUGGAAUCUUCUAAGCGUUCAAUGUAUCGUCCAAAAACGGAUACGCUUGACGCCGCAUUCAGGAAACGUUUCUUUGCACUAUCAAGUAAUAAAGCAGUUGAUCGUUCUAAUAGUGAAAGACGUUUGACGCUACGUCGAGAUACCAUUCGUGCUAUCGAACGACGUCGGAAUUCGAUUUUUGGAAAUCAACAACCAAAUGAGGAUGAAGCAAUAUCACUGGUGGACGAUCGACAACCUCUAUCAAAUGAUGAAAAUCGUCAUACAAUUCGACGAAGUAAUCUUCUGCAUUUAUUUGACGAUCCGUUAAACGAUUCCGAAAACAAAAAAUAG
Acanthocheilonema viteae is the source of this 1218-nucleotide messenger RNA. The record is from the annotation of a GenBank genome assembly. Lineage: Eukaryota; Metazoa; Nematoda; Chromadorea; Rhabditida; Onchocercidae.